Messenger RNA from Cucurbita maxima (winter squash), 485 nucleotides. RefSeq names its product CRIB domain-containing protein RIC10-like. Bases 1 to 336 code for a protein of 111 amino acids. The record is from RefSeq and is a predicted model, not a curated record. The transcript has 3 exons. Lineage: Eukaryota; Viridiplantae; Streptophyta; Magnoliopsida; Cucurbitales; Cucurbitaceae.
AUGAUAGUGGUGAAAGAACGAGAGAUAGAAAUUGGGUAUCCCACGGAUGUGAAGCAUGUCUCUCAUAUCGGGUUGGAUAGUACGUCUCCAUCCGGUUCGAACCCGAGCUGGAUGAAUGAAUUUAGAACAGGCGAUGUGAGUGAAAGAAGAGAUUCCAGUUCAACCGCCAUAACUGCUCUCACUCAUUGGUCCACUCAUUCCCAAGAACUCGAUGUUUCAAUAGGUUACCAAUCGGCAUCCGACAUGUCAAUGGAGCUUCAGCAGCCACAACUUCCAAACAAACCAAAGAAAAAAAGGAAUUGCAAGAACAACAAACUCAAAAGCUUCCUGCAAUAACCCAAUGGAACCGAUCCCAACCUAUCAACUUUAGAACAAAUUAAUGGCUCAGUUUUUCCAGAAUUGGUCAGAACUUUUCAAGGCGUGGAUGUUUCUGUUCGUGGGAGUGAAAAUUUCUAAAUUUCUUAAUUUCUUUUCACCUCUUUAGU